Messenger RNA from Cadophora gregata, 2247 nucleotides. RefSeq lists its product as uncharacterized. Gene Ontology annotation, biological process: carbohydrate metabolic process. Bases 1 to 2247 code for a protein of 748 amino acids. NCBI's taxonomy places the organism in Eukaryota, Fungi, Ascomycota, Leotiomycetes, Helotiales, Ploettnerulaceae. The record is from RefSeq and is a predicted model, not a curated record. The transcript is spliced from 6 exons.
AUGUUGACCAAAACUUUCUUCAAAGCUCUGCUUGUGGCAUCUUCCGUUUCAGGAGUAUAUGCGCACCCUCACAAAAGACAAACCACCAAUGGCCAAUCCGAACCGGUCCAGGCAGCAGGAGGAGGAGGUCCCUUGGCCCCUCCGCCAGUUGCAACAAAGAUUUUACAGACAAUUGAGGGAAUGAUCGUUGCUGCCAACACAACCGUACAGGGCUUGGCAGUUGCAGCUCCAAACGCUGCUGCAGUUGCUGGUACCAGUACGAAGAGCACCAUUCUGAUCUUUGCUCGUGACACUCCUUCUGCUUACUCGGCUACGUCUGGUCUCAAUGGCUAUGCCAUCCCGUAUCAGGUCGUCACUGUCCCCAAGGAAGGCACCACCCUACCACAGCUCAACAGCUCUUCCACUGCUGGAAACUAUGGAGCCAUCGUCAUCCUGUCCGAGGUCAGCUACGACUAUGGUGGAACUCUUGGAUUCCAAAGUGCUCUCACCGCUGCUCAAUUGGCAACUAUCUAUCAGUACCAGGUAUCUUUCGGUGCCCGCAUGGUCCGUAUUGAUGUCUUCCCUGGUCCAGCCUAUGGUGCCACUGCCAUCGGUGGAUGUUGCAAGACAGGAGUCGAGCAACUCAUCAGUCUCUCAAGCACUGCUGCUUUCCCAACUUCAGGAAUGAAGACUGGAGCUGGUGUUUCCACUGCUGGUCUCUAUCAUUACCCCGCCACCAUCACCAAUGCCACCAUUGCAACUGAGUUCGCCUCAUUUGGCCCAGCUACAGGCUUCCCAACCGCGUCCACUGCUGGUGUCAUCAACAACAUUGAUGGUCGACAACAGAUGGUUUUCUUCAUCGGAUUCGCUACUGAAUGGUCGGCAACCUCCAACUACCUCCAACAUGCUUGGAUCACCUGGGCCACCCGAGGCUUAUACACUGGUUUCCGCCGCACCUACUUCAGCAAUCAAGUCGAUGACAUGUUCUUGAUCUCUGACAUCUACCGACCCGCUGGUAGAACAUACAGAAUCACCACUGCCGACAUGGAUCAACACAGGAUCUGGACCUCUGAUAUCCAGAGCCGCUUGCCAGCUGGCAGCAAGUACUUCCUCGACAUUGGCCACAACGGCAAUGGCAACAUCGAGGCCGGAGCUGAUCUCGGUGGAACCCAAUGCGGUAUCGGACCAACCGAGUACCCUGAGCAGAUUGAUACUCCUCUCGAGUUCAAGAAGCCCCUCGGAACUGGCAAGAACCUCUGGCCAAGCACCCCAACCACUUACCCAUACACCACUACUUGCACCAACUUGGACCCUCUCAAGGUCUGGUUCGCCAAGGCCGCAAACCGUGAUGUCUUUGCUCACGUAUCUCACACCUUCACACACGAGGAUCAAAACAACGCCACUUACUUUGAUAUCUCCCGUGAGAUCUCAUGGAACCAGGCAUGGCUCAGGCAAGUCGGUAUCGCAGCUGGAAACAAGUUCAGCGCGAACGGCAUCAUUCCUCCUGCGAUUACUGGUAUGCACAAUGGUGAUGCUAUCAAGGCAUGGCUCGACAACGGCAUCAAGUAUGUCGUUGGUGACAACACUCGUCCAGUCUUGAUGAACAAGGAGAACGAGUUCUGGCCUCUCAUCAGCACCGUCGCUGACAACGGUUACGCUGGAGCUACCAUUGUUCCCCGCUGGGCUACCAACAUCUACUACAACUGUGAUCUCCCCGCAUGCACAGUCCAAGAGUGGAUCGACACUUCUGCCGGCAAUGGAGACUGGAACGCCCUCCUUGCCCUCGAGAAGGCCACCAACACCCGCCACCUGUUCGGUCUCCACCACGACCCCUACAUGUUCCACCAAGCCAACCUGAACUACGUGACCGCAGGCACCACCACUAUCAACGGCGUCUCCAAGAAGCUGUCCCUGAUCCAAGCCUGGGCCGAGACCGUCACCCAAGAGUUCACCCGCCUCGUAACCUGGCCCCUGAUCUCCCUCAAGCACGACGACACCGCCCUAGACUUCAUCAACCGCAUGGCCCGCGACAAGUGCGCCCCACAGCUGUCCUACACCACCAACCCAUCCGCAAAGACCAUCACUGCCGUCACACUCACCACCAACGGCAACACCUGCUCUGUCAAUAUCCCCGUCACGGUCCCAGGCACCGUCACCAGCACUCAGGGUUUCACCACCGAGAAGAUCGGCUCCGAUCCUCUCACCAUCUGGGUCACGAUGUCUGGGUCGCCAGUCUCGUUCACUCUCACCACUCCAGUCAGCUAUUAA